Molecule: messenger RNA, 342 nt
Organism: Meloidogyne enterolobii
Lineage: Eukaryota; Metazoa; Nematoda; Chromadorea; Rhabditida; Meloidogynidae
Source: the annotation of a GenBank genome assembly
AUGUUGGUACUUGUGAUUGGUGACUUUUUCAUACCUUAUCGUGCUCACAAUUUGCCUCAAAAGUUUCGUAAACUGCUUGUGCCGAAUAAAAUGCAACACAUUCUGUAUAAGAAUUUUUUUGAAUAUUUUUAUGCUUUAAACUUUAGGUGCACUGGAAAUGUUUGCACUCAAGAAACGAUGAAUUAUUUAAAAACAUUAACUUGUGAUGUCCAUUGUGUUCGUGGCGACUUUGAUGAGGAUACUUCUUAUCCUGAUAUGAAAGUAAUCCCUGUUGGUCAUUUCAGGAUUGGACUCGUCCACGGCCACCAAUUUAUUCCGUGGGGUGAUUUAAAGGUUUAUUGA